UUUAUAGAGAGUGACGUAACACUUUGUGUGAUCCGUCUAAAUCUAUCAACACGGUCAACACCUGUCCGUCAACGGGAGAACGCCAUGCCGCGAAAUAAUGGUCCAAUCGAGCAGAUCUCAAUGCCACAAAUGGUGGAUACGUCGGCUUUCCGCCAGUUCAUCGACCUGGAAAAUAACUCCAAAUAUUACAUGAUGCUCCUUAAUGUUCGAGAAGCCGAACUCGAAAGGUUGACGAAAGCAUAUGAAGACGUCCAGGUUACAUUAAAAUGUUGUUUAACGACAAAUUCAAAAUUAAAAGAUCGUAUAAAACUGCUCGAAGAAAUGUCAACAGUAUCCGCUAACAAACACCAGAAAGAAAUCGAAUCUUACAAGAAACAAAUAAACAAUAACAGUAAAAAUAUAGCGGAUGUUAAAUUGGACAAUGAAGAACGUUUUCGUGAACUCGAAAGUGAAUAUAAAAGGGAAAUACUUGAAAACGAAAAAAAUUACGUCGAUAAAUUAAAUAAACAAGAAAUGGAAUUCGACAAAAAAUAUAACGAAAUAAUGGUAAAAUAUCAACGGGAAGUAGUUCUGAAUUCUAAAUUAAAAAAUGAUUUGCAAACUUUAAUGAACGUGAACGUAGUAUUAAAAAGUAAAGUUCAUCAAGUUCAAUCUAAACAUUCCGUUGAAACAUCAUCGUUGGAAUCGGAAGUGAGUUUACUAAAAGAUUACAAUGAUAUUAUCAAAGGGGACGUGGCGAUUUUAAAAUCCCGUUUAGACGGGGUAUUAGAUGAAAAUGAAAAAUUAAAACACAUCGUAAUCGAAUGUCGAGACGAAAUCAAACAAGAUUCUAUACGUUUCGAACAAUUUAAACGUACGAAUAACAAACUCAAUCACGAAUUGAAUUUGUGCAAAAAACGAAAUAAACGGAUUAAAUUCAAAUUCGAGGAUGAAGUUAUGGCUAAAGCGAAUAUGAAGAAUGAAAUUGAAAAAUUAAAGAUUUUGGUAAAUGCGAACCAAGCUCAUGAACAAUGUAAUAUUCCUGAACAUGAUAACUUUAAUAAUAUAAAACGGCAAAACGAGGUGUUGCAAAAACUUGUAAAGAACAUGAGGAGGGAGAGGAACAGCAGGGAAAGUGAGGAUCUUCGUCAAGCAGAAGAUCGCAUCGAAAAGUUGGAAGAUACGAUUGAAAAUUUUAAAAGGACCGAUUUAUUCGGUUACGUUUCGAUGCAUAAUCAGGGUGCUUAGGAAAAUAAUGAUAAAAUUGUCUGUUGGGUUAUUUCGGGAGUGUAGAAUACCCUAUCGCGAAUAGUUUGUUAAUUAUUUUAUUCGUGCGUAUUGUGUUUGAUGAAGGUGGUGUGUUCAUAAAUUGUGCAUAUUUUCUAAUGAAAUUAAAUAAUUUUUACUAAUU
Messenger RNA from Onthophagus taurus, 1390 nucleotides. RefSeq names its product putative autophagy-related protein 11. Lineage: Eukaryota; Metazoa; Arthropoda; Insecta; Coleoptera; Scarabaeidae. The record is from RefSeq and is a predicted model, not a curated record.